Spirodela intermedia is the source of this 2982-nucleotide messenger RNA. Lineage: Eukaryota; Viridiplantae; Streptophyta; Magnoliopsida; Alismatales; Araceae. The record is from the annotation of a GenBank genome assembly.
AUGGGAAACAUUGGUAGCAGCGGUGGUACCAACGGCGACCGGCGGCGGAGGGGCUCCGGGCAUCAUAGCUCCCAUGGCCCCGUCCCACCGCACCCUCCUACUCACCCACAGUUCUCAGCCUCUCCUAACCCCUCCCCACCGGAGAUCUCAGGCAACCGUUAUGUCUUCGCCGCUGCGGUCCCUUACCCUCCUCAGUACCCCAACCCCAACGCCCCUCUGUACUAUCAGUAUCCGGGCUACCACCCGCCCCCACUGCCUGCCUUUUCCGUCCCGCUUCCAGCUCCCUUCGAUCACCACCACCGCGGGGGCAGCAGCGGCCCCCCGCAGCCCCACGGCCACCACGCCCCCCACCUGAAUUGGGUCGGCCCAUACAUGCCGCCGCCACCUCCUCAUCACGCCUUUCCCUUCGUUAAGCACCAGAAGGCCAUAACGAUACGCAACGAUGUUAACCUAAAGAAGGAGACCCUGAGGAUGGAACCGGACGAACACAACCCUGGCAGCUUCCUCGUCGCGUUUACGUUCGACGCCACGGUCACUGGAAGGUACAAUUUUCUCUCUAUUUUUCUUCUUCCACUGAGCAUGCAUCUGCAUAAUUCUGGCCUUCCACACAAAGGGGGAACCACUUGUGACUCGCACUACCGAGCGCCUUUGACAUGGAUAUGACGGUGGCUCUAAUCCUCGACCCGUCACACUGCACAUGACUGCGUAAAAAUCAUGGCUUUUGAUACGUUCACGGCAUCGUUGAAAUGUCUCUUGGGAUUCUGGAUUGUUGCAAUGCCCGACUAGUGAUCAUAGUGCCAGCCCAGCAUCGUGCUCGCCGUAGCUGAAGCCUAUCUGCUCCUCCAGGCGCUUUUCCCGUACAUACAGAGUGAGGGAGAGUAUCUGGUUUCUUCCUUCUAGGGUGUCCUGCCAUCGCCAAUACGCAUCAUGCAUCGUUCCCUGCUUGAAAAAGUACUUUUCUUUUGCUAAUUUCCAUGCCAGGAGCUGAGCUUAGAUGCCCGCACUUGCAGGUUUAGAUAUUUCCACCUGCGCUGUGUGUUAUCCCUCAUCCGUGAACUUACUUGGCUUGAUGAUCAUGCUUAAAUUCGAAACACGUUUACCCAAUGCCCUUACUUUGCUAGAAGGCACCUUGAUUAGUCCAGCGCAGGCCUCACACCCGGAAAUGGCACUCUACUUGCGCAUCUAAAAUUUGUUGUGUCCGCGUCCAAUUGUGAGGGGUGGUCAUGCUGAUUCAAUUCCUACAGGCUUUAGUGCUCGUAAGCCAUCCUCUCAGACAGCCUAGAUCGAGGUCAUUCCCCAGGUCCGUACAAGAUGUAGUCAAUUUUUCAUCAAUAGCUCGUUGCUUCGCCCAUAAAUAUAUACCCAUGACUGUGUUUCUUCAGCAGUAGGUCUUGUUCUUUACAGAGAGAAAGCCCGCGUAAUACUUCAUUAUUUCCUGUGGAAUUGUAGGGUCUCUGUGAUAAUGCCAUAUCAUCCGGUCCUGUGACUGAUGGGGUUUUGAAUUCCUGUGAUCCGGAGAAAUUAGGACUUUGUCCAAAGCCUGCCGAUUCGGGUUGAAGAGGUGGAUCAGUCUCUAAGAAUCCCAAACCAGCGCGUGCAAUUUGAUAGUCUCAUACCUUGAACUCGUCCACCAGCUGUGUUGGUGGGGAAAACAUGAAAACUGGAGCUGGCUGGGCUUCUGAUCGGGGGACUGGGCGUCUGGAGGGGGGGAGGGAAGGGGGGAUGUUUGAGGUUUAGAGUGUGGUCAAGUCGGAGAGACUGGCGGCUCUUGCCAUUUCCGGUUUGAGUGUUAGAUGUUGAGAGUAAAAAGUAAGUGGGGGAGGGGAUAAGCAUGAAAACCGUCACUGAGGUCUCAUCCGCAUUCUUCCUGUGGGUAUCGGUGCCAGUUAGUAUGGAGGAGACCUUGGAUGCUGCUGUGCGGCGGCACUUCAACCGUACAUUGUGUUCCUGCCCCAUGAAAAAAACCCUGUGCUUGUAUAUACGCGCACCCCACAUUAGGGGAUGUUCAUCGUUUGGUUUUUCCUUUUGCAUCGUGUAACGCCUAAAACGUAAUGCCGACUGAGGCCUUGACGACGCUACUCACGAGCGCCUUCUCCUUCUGUGUUAAUGGAUGGGGCAGCAUUACUAUCUUUUUCUUCGCAAGAGAAGGGUUCGACUGUAGCCCGACGUCAACGAACGCAGCAGGCUUGCCCAGGCCAUUCACGGUUACUUUCAAGGAGGGCUUGGGACAGAAGUUCAGGCAGCCGUCCGGCAGCGGAAUCAACUUCUCAAUGUUCGAGGAGGCAAAGCUGCUGCUGAAAGCGGGGGAGACGGAGGUGUAUCCCCUUGCGGUGAAAGCGGAGGCGUCUCCAUCUGGGGAGCAGCACCAUCAGGGCCGAAAGGCCAUCGUCCGGAAUUCGCUGAUCACGCAGGCGGCAUUUGAAAAGAAGGACAAUGGAGGAUACCAGGUGAGGGUCAUCAAGCAGAUUUUGUGGGUCGAUAGCGCCAGGUACGAGCUGCAGGAGAUAUAUGGGAUUGGUAAUUCGGUCGACGGCGAUUUCGAUGGGAACGAUCCGGGGAAGGAAUGCGUGAUAUGUCUUUCGGAGCCAAGAGACACGACCGUCCUGCCUUGCCGGCACAUGGUAAACCACUCUACCUUGCCCGCGACGGUUCUGACUUCGCCUCUACCUACCCUUCGUUCGUUCUUGCGUCGCGGCUGCCAAGUUCGGCCGUUCGGCCUUGGUUACUACGAUUUUCGUUCGGGGAUGAUCUCUGUUCUUCCAGCAAAUGGGUGUGGCGUGGGGCUAACUAAAUCUGGCUUUGUGGUGGUUGCAGUGCAUGUGCAGCGAGUGCGCCAAGGUUCUGGGGUUCCAGACGGACCGCUGCCCAAUAUGCCGGCAACCUAUAGAGCGGCUUCUCGAGAUCAAGAUAAACAGCAGCAGCCAGACGCCUCCCGACGAGCAGCCGCAGAAACAGGGCUCUCCGCCGCACCUUCCCUGCUGA